Molecule: messenger RNA, 2448 nt
Organism: Labrus mixtus (cuckoo wrasse)
Lineage: Eukaryota; Metazoa; Chordata; Actinopteri; Labriformes; Labridae
Gene: galnt11
Product: UDP-N-acetyl-alpha-D-galactosamine:polypeptide N-acetylgalactosaminyltransferase 11 (GalNAc-T11)
Exons: 12
Coding region: 294-2051 (585 amino acids)
Biological process (GO): regulation of Notch signaling pathway
Cellular component (GO): Golgi apparatus
Molecular function (GO): Notch binding
Source: RefSeq, a predicted model, not a curated record
UCUGAGUGACUCAGACACUCGGAGGUUAGUUAGCUUCAGGUUAGCUUCAGGUUAGCUUCAGGUUAGCUCCAGGUUAGCUUCAGGUUAGCUCUCAGUCUGUUUAUCUGCUUCUUCAUGUUGCUAACUGUUAGCCCCGGCGGCUAACGGAGCUGGAGCUGCCGGAGUGCCGCUGAGCAAACAGCAACAGGCUGAUGAACCGUGAGUACAGCUCAGCCGUGAGGCUGCAGAGCGGGACGGAGGGGAACAGGUGUGUUUUGAGCGCUGUGAUGUAAGGCGAUGCCCACUCGUCCAUCAUGGCGAGCGUCACGCUCAGGUACUUCUGUUAUGGCUGCCUCGUCACCUCGGCCACCUGGUCUGUCCUCCUCUUCCUCUACUUCUCUCUGGGGGCGGAGCCUGGCCAUGGCAGGACGCCACUGCAACACCGCAGCCAGCCAAUCACAAAGGACAUGGCAGAGCAUAGGGCACGGCGUCGACCUCUGCCGGCCAAUAAGGGAGCGGAGCUGUCGCCAGAGAUGGGGAUGAUCUUCAAUGAGGCUGAUCAGGAGAUCAGAGACACCGGCUACCAUCGACAUGCCUUCAACGUCCUCAUCUCAACCAGACUGGGAUACCACCGAGACCUGCAGGACACCAGAGACCCCAAGUGUAGAGAUAAGGUGUACCCCCUGGCUCUACCUUCUGCCAGCGUAGUGAUCUGUUUCUUUAAUGAGGCGUUCUCUGCCCUGUUGAGGACGGUCCACAGUGUGCUGGACAGAACACCUGCGUACCUGCUGCACGAGAUCAUCCUGGUGGAUGACCACAGCGAGCUCGAGGAGCUGAAGGAGGACCUGGAUCGGUACGUCAGUCAGGAGCUGCUAUCCAAAGUCAAACUGGUUAGGAACCAGAAGAGGGAAGGACUCAUCAGAGGACGCAUGAUAGGGGCCUCACAUGCUUCUGGUGAGGUGCUGGUCUUCCUGGACAGUCAUUGUGAGGUGAACUCUGAUUGGCUGCAGCCUCUGCUCACUCCGAUCCUGAAGGACGCUCACACAGUCGUCUGUCCUGUCAUCGACAUCAUCUCUGCUGACACGCUGACGUACUCCCCCUCCCCCAUCGUCAGGGGGGGCUUUAACUGGGGGCUGCACUUCAAGUGGGACCCUGUCCCCCCUGCCCAGCUCAGCGGGCCCGAGGGAGCCACUGGACCAAUCAGAUCUCCCACCAUGGCUGGGGGUCUAUUUGCCAUGAACAGGAAGUACUUUAACGAGCUUGGCCAAUACGACUCCGGCAUGGACAUCUGGGGCGGGGAGAACCUGGAGAUCUCCUUUAGGAUCUGGAUGUGUGGUGGUCAGCUACUCAUCGUCCCGUGUUCCAGAGUCGGUCAUAUUUUCAGGAAGCGCCGUCCGUACGGCUCACCGGGGGGGCAGGACACCAUGGCCCAUAAUUCAUUGCGGCUAGCUAAUGUGUGGAUGGAUGACUACAAGGAGCAGUAUCUAUCCCUCCGUCCUGAACUGAGGGAGCGGAGUUUUGGUGAUGUCAGUGAGCGUGUGGCGUUGAGGAAGCGUCUGCAGUGUCACUCGUUUCGCUGGUAUCUUGACAACGUGUACCCGGAGAUGCAGACCGUCAUCAACGGCAACAAGCAGCAGCAUCAGCCCCUGUUCAUCAACAAGAACCUGAGGAGGCCCAAAGUCCUGCAGAGAGGACGGCUCCGUAACCUAGCGACCGGGCGCUGUCUGGUUGCUCAGGGACGAGCCAGUCAGAAGGGUGGCGUUGUCGUCCUGAGACCAUGUGACCUUCAAGACCCUGAACAGGACUGGUCCUUUGAUGAAGAGGGUCAGCUGGUCCUGGCUGGUCUGCUGUGUCUGGAUGUGUCUGAGGUCAGGACCUUUGACCCCCCCAGACUGAUGAAGUGUCACGGCUCAGGGGGGUCUCAGCAGUGGAUCCUGGGGAAGUCUAACCGGCUCUACCAGGUGUCGGUGGGUCAGUGUCUCGCCGUUGCUCAGCCAAUCGGACCCAAGGGUUACAUCUCCAUGGCGAUAUGUGACGCGUCAGAGGCACAGCAAUGGCAGCUGGAGAACUGAGGAUGAUGACAUCACACGUUAGAGAGACAGACAGACAGACAGGUUUUUAGAGAGUGAGACAGUUUCUUUUCUUGUUUUAUUUUUUCUCAGGAUGUUUUUAUGAAUCAAACUGUCCUUACACAUCCUGGAAUAUUUUAAAGUUGACUUUGAAGGAUUCAAUGAGCCAGCAGGAGGAGUCUGAAGAGGAACAGAUGUCAGACCUGGGAAGUCCUGGAACAUACUGUGAACUCUGGACUGAAACACUGUUUGUUUUCCAGGACCACCAGGGGGAGUUAUUUAUUGAACAUAUGAUCACUCACCUUUGUGGGGUCAGGUGACUCACCUGUGUGGGGUCAGGUGUCUGCAGAUUUGAGUCUUUAAACAUUUCAAAGUGAAUAAACGCUCUUUAUGAAACCAG